UCCGACACUAUUGAUAAUGUCAAGCAAAAGAUCCAAGAUAAGGAAGGUAUUCCCCCAGACCAACAACGUCUUAUCUUCGCCGGUAAGCAACUCGAAGAUGGUCGUUCUUUAAGUGAUUACAACAUCCAAAAGGAAUCUACCCUUCAUUUGGUCCUCCGUCUUCGUGGUGGUAUCAUUGAGCCCUCUCUUAAGGCUUUAGCUUCCAAGUACAACUGUGAGAAGAUGAUCUGUCGUAAGUGUUAUGCUCGUCUUCCUCCUCGUGCCACCAACUGUCGUAAGAAGAAGUGUGGUCGUACCAACCAACUCCGUCCCAAGAAGAAGUUGAAGUAAACUAUUCGUUUUCUUUACUACUACCUCUUUUUUUUUUAUUA
This is a messenger RNA of Mucor mucedo, 371 nucleotides long. Its product is annotated as ubiquitin fusion protein. The annotation marks the transcript as partial. The transcript has 2 exons. The record is from RefSeq and is a predicted model, not a curated record. Lineage: Eukaryota; Fungi; Mucoromycota; Mucoromycetes; Mucorales; Mucoraceae. Gene Ontology annotation, biological process: protein ubiquitination; modification-dependent protein catabolic process; translation. Gene Ontology annotation, cellular component: ribosome; cytoplasm; nucleus. Gene Ontology annotation, molecular function: ubiquitin protein ligase binding; protein tag activity; structural constituent of ribosome.